AUGAACGAGCUCAAGCCAGCCACGCGCUACACCAGCACCUCUCUUCACGAGGCCGUCAAAUUGCGCCUGGACGAGCCAGGAUCCUUCUCGCAGGGCAUCGUUCCACAGACCAUUCCGCAAUUCUUCGCGGAAGUGUGUGAAAAGCAUCCUGACCUUCCUGCCUUGGUGUGGGAAACCCCAGGAGCCGGAGUCGAUGGAUGGACCGCUUUGACAUACCGCGAGUAUCAGGAGCGAGUGGAGCAGGCAGCUCUGAUGCUCCUAAGUGUUGGCCUCGAGGAGCGGAGUUCCGUGGGCAUCCUGGCCUUCAAUUGUCCAGAGUGGUUCUUUGCCGAGUUCGCAGCCUUGAGAGCUGGUGCAGUUGUGGCAGGAAUCUAUCCUAGCAACUCGGCAGAGGCCGUUUAUCACGUCCUGGCCACCGGAGAGUCCACCGUGUGUAUCGUGGAUGAUGCCCAGCAGAUGGCCAAGCUGAGAGCGAUCAAGGAGCGCCUUCCUCGUCUGAAGGCUGUGAUCCAGCUGCACGGACCUUUCGAGAACUUUGUGGAUCAGGAGCCCGGCUACUUCAGUUGGCAGAAGUUGCAGGAGAGAAACUAUUCCAACGAUCUCAAGGAGGAGCUGAAGGACCGCGAGAGUCGAGUCUAUGCCAACGAGUGUGCCAUGCUCAUAUUCACUUCGGGCACAGUGGGUCUGCCCAAGGCUGUGAUGCUUACCCAUGACAACAUUAUCUUUGACACCAAGUCCGCAGCGGCUUGUCUAAAGGAUGUUCAACUCGGAAAAGAGAGUUUUGUCAGCUAUCUGCCGUUGAGCCAUGUAGCAGCCCAGAUCUUUGAUAUUUUUUUGGGACUAUCCCAUGCCGGAUGCGUGACAUUUGCAGAUAAGGACGCCCUUAAGGGCACCUUGAUAAAGACCUUUCGUAAGGCGAGACCAACGAAGAUGUUCGGAGUGCCACGAGUCUUCGAGAAGUUGCAGGAGCGACUGGUGGCCGCGGAGGCUAAGGCAAAGCCAUUCUCCAGACUGCUCUUGGCCCAGGCUCGGGCUGCGGUGGCGGAACAGCAGACCACAUUAAUUGAGGGCAAAAAACCUUCGAUUUACGGAAGCACAAAAUAUUGGUUGGCCUCUCGUAUUAUAAAGCCCAUUCGCGAGAUGAUUGGUCUGGACAAUUGCCGUAUUUUCUUGACUGGGGGAGCUCCCACCUCAGACGAGAUGAAGCAGUUCUUCCUGGGCCUGGACAUUGCUCUGGGCGAGUGCUAUGGAAUGUCGGAGAGCGGCGGUGCAAUCACUCUGAACGUCAAUAUCACCAACUUGUACAGCUCGGGCACCUCGAUCGAGGGACUGACUUUGAAGAUCCAUGAACCGGAUAGCAAUGGCCAAGGGGAGAUUUUGAUGCGGGGCCGUAGCAUAUUCAUGGGUUACCUGGGACUGCAGGAGAAGACCGAAGAAGCAAUCAAGGAGGAUGGUUGGUUGCAUUCUGGUGACUUGGGGUACAUGGAUCCCAAAGGAAAUCUCGUUAUCUCUGGUCGACUCAAGGAACUCAUCAUCACCGCCGGCGGGGAGAACAUUCCUCCGGUGCAUAUCGAGGAGUUGAUAAAGAAGGAGCUGCCCUGCGUGAGCAAUGUCCUUCUGAUCGGUGACCAUCGCAAGUAUCUGACAGUGUUGUUAUCCUUGAAGACAAAGUCUGAUGCCAAGACGGGAACUCCUCUGGAUGCACUGCGUGAAGAAACGGUAGAGUGGCUUCGAGAUCUGGACAUUCACGAGACCCGUCUCUCCAGUCUUCUCAAUAUUCCGGCUGACUUACAACUCACCAACGAUUCUGCAGUUGUGUCGGCUGCCUUGGACAUAACCGCCGAACCCAAACUCCUAGAAGCUCUCGAGGAAGGUAUUAAGAGAGCUAACAAACAUGCCAUCUCCAAUGCACAACGAGUGCAGAAGUUCGCCCUGAUUCCCCACGAAUUCUCCCUGGCCACCGGAGAAUUGGGUCCCACGCUCAAAAUCAGGAGGAAUAUUGUUCAUACCAAAUAUGCCAAAGUCAUAGAUCGGCUUUACAGGUAAAUCAUCGAUGAAAUACCCAGCUUACACCGAUAGUUCUCAAACCUUCGACUUGAUUAGACUUACCUUGUAAUCAACAUUAGAAUUUUAAGAAAU
Messenger RNA from Drosophila serrata, 2139 nucleotides. Its product is annotated as long-chain-fatty-acid--CoA ligase heimdall. The record is from RefSeq and is a predicted model, not a curated record. Gene Ontology annotation, molecular function: long-chain fatty acid-CoA ligase activity. Gene Ontology annotation, cellular component: membrane; endoplasmic reticulum. NCBI's taxonomy places the organism in Eukaryota, Metazoa, Arthropoda, Insecta, Diptera, Drosophilidae.